UCUUGAUUUGUUGCCGGAGGCCAAGUUUCUGCAGCCUCCUACAGUCUGCAUGGCAACCAGGCUGAAGCUCAGACCUGUUAAGACACACAGACAGAUUGAACUGAGCAGCUGAUCUGAUUAAGAGAACCGUGGAAGGUGUGGGACAGAGACUACUUUAAUGUGAGAUAACUGUAACGGACUGCCUGAGUCUGUCCAUGUGUCUGUCUGUGUUUUUGUAACCCUUCAAUUGGAUAAUCGAUUGAGGAGAGAUGGGACCUCGUACAGCAGUGGCUCUUUCUAAGGAGGUGAAGACGGCUGCAGGAGGAGGAUGUGGAGGUCAGGGAGGAGCCCGGCUGAGGAGCUGCAGUGACGGCAGCAGAUACAGCAGGAGAGGAGUCAGCCUACCCAACAACUCAUCCUCCUCCCCGGUGCUGUACAGCCCCAAAUCAGUUCUGAAGAGACCGGUGAGCACAGAAGAGCUGCAAAGACCAGGAGGACCCUACAUCAAGAAAACAUUUACAAUUGUGGGCGAUGCAGUGGGUUGGGGGUUUGUGGUGAGAGGAAACAGACCGUGUCACAUUCAGGCUGUGGAGCCCUGCGGCCCAGCUGCUGCUGCUGGGAUGAAGGUUUGUCAGUUUGUGGUUUCAGUCAAUGGGCUCAAUGUUCUCAAUCUGGACUACCGGACUGUCAGCCACCUGAUACUGACAGGACCCAGAACUGUGGUGAUGGAGGUGAUGGAGGAGACUGACCACUGAAAGAAAUACACCUGAUGGAUGGACCGUACAGGAGAAGCUGAGCAUGGCUUUUAUGAAGCAGUUACUAAUAUGUGUGUCCUGCCUGAGGUUUCUUCAAAGGACUGCAUGAACACAGUAAUGAAACAGGACGUAACCUUGUUAGGAAUUACACAGAAAACAUUCUGUUUUUAAAUGAGUGUUAGGCUGAUGGAGGGCAUUUGUUUUCAGAUUGGUUGGCUGUUACGUUUUGAAUAGCGUUGUAAAGUCUCCCCUCGUCGGAUCUGUAUCUCAGAAAAGGACUCUGGGAGGAGAAUCUGUCAAUACUGUAAAACUGUGCAGCAGACCAUUCAUUUGCAGGUUCAGGCUGUUUUGUCAACACAGGGUGGAGUUUGGGGUCUCAAACAUGUAAAGGUAGUUUGGGGGUGGUGCACUGACUAGUGGUGCAAGUGUAAAUCUGAGACAAUCAACCAGCUUAAUGUUGGAGCCAAUGCAGAGCUAAACAUUGGACGAAAUCUCCAAACAUGCUAGCUAGACUGUUUGAAGCUGUUUAAGACACUUUAUCCAAAAUCUUUCCACUUUCAUGCCCACAUCAGAAAACAGCCAUUUAAAGAUGUGCAUGACGAAAAGCGUCAUCGUGUGAAGUUUUGACAGUUUCCACAUGGCACUCCACUGUUCCCGUGGGCUUGAUGCAGAAGUGUUCCUCUCAUGGCAACUAGACGCUGUCUAAUGAAUGGGAAGGCCUCAAAGGUCUCUCCGGAAAAAUCAAACAAUAAAUUUGCUCUCAUUAGUAAAUUUCACUUCCUCUACUGUGUGUACACAGUGUGUAGGAUUUAGUGGCACCUAGCGUUGCGGUUGAACCCCUCACUUUACAGUCUGCAGUAACCAGCUACUGUAGAAACAUGGCGGAGCAACAUAGCAAACUCAUGGAAGAGGACCCACUUACUAUGUAGACACAGAAACACAAUGAUUCCAUAACAUUUUUUUUUAAAAGUGGGCGGCAGUAGGAACUGGAGGGUAACCGGUUCAAGUCUCUUACAAAACCUGACUCCUUGUUUGAAAACACAUGCAUUUUGUUCAAAUGAGUUUCUAGAUAAAGAUCUGCCAAGCAUUACAAGUUCCUGACAGAACAGAACAACUCAAUGUGUCUUGAGACACACCUGCAUGGUGCUGUCUUAGAAAGUGAACCUGGAAGUGAUCAUGCUGUUGACAUCACUCCAACAGUUGGUGUUUCCUUCAAUGGGGUGGUUUGGACUUUUAACCCCGUGUGCCACGUCACUGCCUCCUCCACGCACAAACACAUUACCUGCAUGAAUCACAGCAGUAUUUAUACACUCCUACACACACACACACACACACAGACUCACAGAUGCCCCCCCCCCAGCCCCUCCCUCAUCUGUGUUUACUUUUCCAUCCACUACCUGCAACGUCUGAUUCCCAGAAAGGAAGUGAGGAGUGUGAAAAUUGUGUGAGGUAGAUCAACAACUUUGUGAGGAAGUAGACUUAAACUGAAGUGCUUUGUUUUUAAGUCUCUCUUACUUUUCUUUUAUUCCUUUAUCUUUUAAUAAGUGUGUGUGUGUGUGUGUGUGUGUGUACAGUGAACAGUGAACUCCAGAUAUGAUAACAUGAGCUAUCUCUCAGCAGGCUGCGUUUUGCUCUCUGCAGGUGAUUCUGGAGGCUCAGUGAGUCGCUCGGCUCCUCUUGCAUUAAUGAUGAUUUUCUUAGAGGCAGUUAGUAGAAUCAUGUUUGGAUAUUGUUUUAAAAUACCUGGUUUUGAGGAUUUUAUUAAGAAACUAAAUAUUAUCAUUACAAAUAAGUCUCACUUGUGCAAUACUGAAUAGCAGACAAUAACCUAUUGUAGGUUUAUCAAUAUUUAUAACUAUAUAACUUUAAUUUCUAUUCAUACUCUUUUAUGCUUGUAAUUGCUUUCUUUAUGUUAUCUUCUUCUUUAUUUUAUUUGUUCACCUGUAAUAGCUUGACUUUGUUUGAUUUUCCUCUUAAACAAAUACAAAUAAAAUACAAACAAAGGCUUAAUAGACUUUA
Molecule: messenger RNA, 2753 nt
Organism: Cottoperca gobio
Lineage: Eukaryota; Metazoa; Chordata; Actinopteri; Perciformes; Bovichtidae
Product: DEP domain-containing mTOR-interacting protein-like
Exons: 7
Coding region: 249-734 (161 amino acids)
Biological process (GO): positive regulation of GTPase activity; G protein-coupled receptor signaling pathway; regulation of signaling
Cellular component (GO): plasma membrane
Molecular function (GO): protein binding; guanyl-nucleotide exchange factor activity; GTPase activator activity
Source: RefSeq, a predicted model, not a curated record